AUGAUGAAGAUGGAGUUUAUUAAAGAGGGAAACGAUUAUCUGAGCGGUCCAGAGUCAUCCAGAAUCAAUAAUGGAGAAACUGAAGGACAAACAGACCAGGAUGAAUAUGGAGUGGAGAGACAAGAGCCGAAUGAACAGGAGGAGAAACAUUGCGACUUUAAAACGAAGAGAAGAAACGCCAGAAAGCUGCAGACUCGCCAACAAUGUGGGAAAUUGAUCGAAGAUUGUGAACAGCGCCAGGAAACACGUGAGGAAACGGGAGAUCAUGUGUGUUUGACGUGUGGGAAGAGCUUUUCUAGAGCUGUCAGUCUGAAACUGCACCAAAGAGUUCACACUGGAGAAAAACCUCACAAGUGCUCAUAUUGUGAGAAGAGCUUCAGUCUGUCCGCGACCAUGAGAAAACACGAGCGAGUUCACACUGGAGAGAUGUUCAUCUGUACUCAGUGUGGUCAUGACUUUAGCUCAUCGCCAAGUCUAAAAAGACACAUGAAAAUGCACACAAACGAGACGCCUUAUGCAUGUUUGUUAUGUGAGAAGAGAUUUACACGUCUGGAUCAAUUUAAACAGCACCAGAAGACACACUCUGAUGAGAGAGAUCAUGUGUGUUUGGAGUGUGGGAAGAGCUUUAAUAGAGCUGAUCAUCUGAAAAGCCACCAAAUUACUCACACGGGGGUAAAACCGUACAAGUGGUCAUAUUGUGAGAAGAGUUUCACUCAGUCUUCAAGCAUGAAGAAACACCAGAGUAUUCACACUGGAGAGAAGCCGUACUGCUGUCCUUCAUGUCAGAAGAGUUUUAGGAGGUCAGAUAGUCUAAUCAAACACGUGAAGAUAUGCAAGUCGUCACAGUGAUCUUUAAUUUUGUUUUCAUGUCAAAUUCAUGUGAGCUGACUGUACAUUAUAUCUUGUAGUUUGAAAAUAAAACACAAAC
Danio aesculapii is the source of this 928-nucleotide messenger RNA. RefSeq names its product gastrula zinc finger protein XlCGF7.1-like. The coding region runs from base 1 to 849 and encodes 282 amino acids. The record is from RefSeq and is a predicted model, not a curated record. Gene Ontology annotation, cellular component: nucleus. Gene Ontology annotation, biological process: regulation of transcription by RNA polymerase II. The transcript is spliced from 2 exons. Gene Ontology annotation, molecular function: RNA polymerase II cis-regulatory region sequence-specific DNA binding; DNA-binding transcription activator activity, RNA polymerase II-specific. Lineage: Eukaryota; Metazoa; Chordata; Actinopteri; Cypriniformes; Danionidae.